CUGUUACUAGUUAGCUGGAAUUGUUUUAUAUUCUGUUUGGAAUUAUAUUCUUAUUGGAAAAUGAGCCUUGUUUUCCAUAGCAAGUGUAUGGUGUUCUUUCAAGUGUAUGGGUAAGCAACGAUGGUGAAGUUGCUUGUGUUUGGAAUAUUUAUGCAAAAACCUGUACAAGUAGCAGUCUCUUUUUAUUGGCACUACACCCAUAGUUAAGUGGGGCAGAGCGAUGGCAGUGGUUUUUCUACAGUUUUCUACAGUUCAGGAACUGGGUCUAACCUGAUCAUGUGUUUCAUCCUUGUGAAAGGCAUGUUUGUAACAUUAGAGAUUUUUGCUAUGUUGGUAACGUGUGAAGUGCAUGUCUUAACACUGUACUGUCAUAGCUAAAUGUAUUCUGUAUAUUUCUUAUAUUGAAGUUUAGUCAGUUUAUAGCAGUUUUAUAUUGGAAAAACUCUUAAAACCUCAUUUUUUAAUUUCUCCCCUUGCUCUUUAAACAACAGGGCACUUUCUUGCUAUGUCUUGGCUUGCCUACCUUCCUGGAUUGCUUUUCUCAAUUAAGCUUUUUUUAUCAUGUUUGAAGACAUGAGGAUACCUCUGAAUUAAAAGUGAUAUGACUAUGAAGGAUAAUUUCUACAGUAUUAACCUCCAAAUCACAGGAUUAGAACAAAGAUGGACAGUUAAGAAAAGUAUUGAGCAUCUCCAAGUAAAUAGAAAACUGUGUGACACAAAAUAUGAGUUUUCUUAGAAACGUUUUUCUUUAUAAGUGUCUCUUUGCAUUAACUUUUUGGAACCACGUCAGCCUGUCUGUGGAAGAUGAACUCUUCACAUCUGUUUCUAACAAUUUUCCAGAAGAUGAUUCUAACCAAAAAAUCAAGAGCCUGCCACUCCUGUAUACAAACAGUAAUCAGUCCAAAGCUGAUUUUGAUUGGGUUGUGAUACAAAAUACUACAGAAAGUCUGUCAUUGUCAGAAAUCACAGAUGACAACGUGGAAAAACUGAUAGCUUUAUUAUCUAAUUUCAGACAAGGAUCCAGAUUACAAAAUCUGACACUGACAAAUAUGUCAGUGGAUUGGAAUGCUCUUAUGGAAAUUUUUCAGACUGUAUGGCACUCAUCCAUUGAAUACUUCAAUACUAACAAUGUAACACAACUGUCAGAUGUUGAAAGUUAUAACUUUGACUAUUCAGGUACUUCUAUGAAAGCAUUGACGAUGAAGAAAAUUAUAAUCACGGACAUGUACUUCACACAGGAUGACCUAUACAAAAUAUUUGCAGACAUGAAUAUUGCAGACAUGACAAUAGCUGAUUCAGAGAUGAUUCAUAUGCUUUGUCCUUCAUCUAAGAGUCCCUUUAGAUACCUAAAUUUUUUAAAGAAUGAUUUAACAGAUUUUCUUUUUCAAAAAUGUGACAACCUACUUCAGCUGGAGACAUUAAUCUUGCAGAAGAAUAAAUUUGAGAGCCUUCGCAAAGUAAGCUUCAUGACCAGCCGUAUGAAAUCACUGAAAUACCUGGACAUGAGCUACAACCUGCUGCGCCACGAUGGAGCGGACGUGCAAUGCCAGUGGGCUGAGUCUCUGACAGAGCUGGACCUGUCCUCCAAUCAGUUGGCGGAUGUUGUGUUUGAGUGCUUGCCAAUCAACGUCAAAAAACUCAGCCUACAAAACAAUCAGAUCAGCAAUGUCCCCAGGGGGGUGGCGGAGCUGAAGUCCUUGGAAGAGCUGAACCUGGCAUCGAACAGGCUGGCCGACCUGCCGGGCUGCAGUGGCUUUACGUCCCUGCAGUUCCUGAACAUAGAGAUGAAUUCAAUCCUCACCCCAUCUGCUGACUUCUUCCAGAGCUGCCCAAGGGUGAGGGAGCUGCAGGCCGGGCACAACCCGUUCAAGUGUUCCUGUGAACUGCAAGCCUUUAUCCGCCUGGAGAGGCGGUCGGGGGGGAAGCUGUUUGGCUGGCCGGCGGCGUACGUGUGCGAGUACCCAGAAGGCUUGCGAGGAACGGAGCUCAAGGACUUCCACCUGAGCCUGCUGGCCUGCAACACGACGCUCCUGCUUGUGACAGCUCUGCUGCUGACGCUGCUGCUGGUGGCUGCGGUGGCCUUUCUGUGCAUCUACCUGGAUGUGCCGUGGUAUGUGCGGAUGAUGUGGCAGUGGACGCAGACGAAGCGCAGAGCUUGGCACAACCCUCCCGGAGAUCAGGGGGCCGUUCUGCAAUUCCACGCGUUCAUUUCCUACAGCGAGCGCGAUUCGCUGUGGGUGAAGAACGAGCUGAUCCCGAACCUGGAGAAGGGGGAGGGCUGCGUCCAACUGUGCCAGCACGAGAGAAACUUUAUCCCCGGCAAGAGCAUUGUGGAGAACAUCAUUAACUGCAUUGAGAAGAGCUACAAGUCCAUCUUUGUGUUGUCUCCCAACUUUGUGCAGAGUGAGUGGUGUCACUAUGAGCUGUACUUUGCCCAUCACAAGUUAUUCAGUGAGAAUUCCAACAGCUUAAUCCUCAUUUUACUGGAGCCAAUCCCUCCGUACCUUAUCCCUGCCAGGUAUCACAAGCUGAAAGCUCUCAUGGCAAAGCGCACCUACGUGGAGUGGCCGAAGGAGAGGAGCAAGCGUGCCCUAUUCUGGGCUAACCUCAGGGCAGCCAUUAACAUUAACCUGCCAAAAGCUGAUGAAAACUUGUCUGAGGAAACAGAUUAAGAAAUCUUUCUAUUGGAGUUUCAUCUGUUUUUUCUUAGUGAAAUAAUAAAUUUGAUUUCCAUUCAUUGUAAAUGUAUUUAACAUUUUGUUACACAAUCUUGUUUCUAACUUGUUAUCUGUGUUGCCUCUUAACUGUAGUCAAAAUUCAAUUCACCUUGUUGCAAAUCUCUUGAGAUAGAAAAUUGCAAAUGAAUUUGAAUGUGGAUUUUGAAAUAUUACUUGAAAUAUUGUAGUGAGUUUUUCUCAGCAGAAUAAGAUCUGGAACAGUUAGUAUCGUCCUGUGGAAGAAUGGUUCAGCUGCUGGAUAGUUUGCAGAGCUGCUUUAAUCACAAAAUUUAGACAGCUUUGUCAAAGGAGAUCUUUUGCUAAAAUUGGUUCAUGUGAAAGAAAAUUAAGGAUCCUGAGAAGGUACCUGAAGUCCAGAGCUCAAAAUGGUUGCCAAAUAGUCUUUGCUCAGAUUUGGUGGAUAAAAGGAUAGGACCCAGAUACAGAAAUUUGUGAACUUUGGACAUGCCAAAAACAAGGACUGAGCAAGGAAGAAAAGGUGAGGCACUUCACUUUUUAGCUUGGCAUUACAACAAUGGAGAAGCAGUGAAUUGACAGAGCUCUCAUACCCAUAGAGUCCUGGUACCAUUUUGACCCUGAGAGAUACCUUGACCAGAGUAGGUGGGAGGGCAUCUGCAGUAACAGAACUGCCUUCAUCAUAUUGUCUAUGUUUUGAGAAACUCCUGACAUCUCUAAAUCAUGCUUUUGUCCCCCUAGCUUUCUACUUUUUGUCUUCUUAUCCAUAUAUCUUACUUUAUGCUUAUUAUUAAAAGAAUCUGUCCUUUUCUGUUGAAACAGUAUCUCUUCUAGCAUGGCUAUGACUUGUGGUCAGAAAGUCAAUAGAGCUUGAAAAAUUUCCCAGGUCUUGAGACAGCAGGUAAUUUAAUAGUUUAUUCACUGAGUUAGAAAAACAAACUACAUUUACAAUAUGUGCUUUCCUUUACAUAAAUAUAGCAGGCCCCUCUGUCUGUACUUAUACUGUUUUAACUUCAAGAAAGCAUGGCUGGGCUCAGGCAAACAUUUACAACUGCUGAAGAUGAUGACUCUUCUUUGCCCCAACUUCCUCUUUGCCCCAACAAGGACAGAUUGUUUGAAAUACCAGAGCUAGAUGACCAUCAAGCAGGAAGUUUCCCUUCAAAAAUGUUUUUCAACAUGUAUUUGAGAGAAAAAGGGAUGUUAUUAUGAAAUCCUCACAUAGUAUAGAAUGUUUACAUUUUAUCUUAUUUCUGUCUUCCAUUACUAGCAAAAGGUUUUAAUUUUGAUGCUUGCCUGAGGUCUAAGUAGGCUGAGAUUUCUUGAUCUGAAGCCUUGUCCUGUGAGUGACUGUUUAUGACCUGUAGAAGAAAGGUCAAAUUUAACACCUUUAGCUCUCUCAUCCCACUUAGUCUCAAAAUUAAUAUAACACACCUGUUACCAAAUUGCAGACAUUUCAUUCAGGACUAUGGAAAUGUUUUCUCUGCUUCCUCCUUCCCCUCCCACUACUGCUUCAGUGUAUGACUCAUUUAACCCUUUGAAAACUGAAGAUGCUUGUUUUGUCUAUCCCUUUCUCACAACCAGGGACAGCUGGAUUAUGUGGUGCCUUGCUUGAAAAUUUUCUUCAAAAGCCUCAGAGUUUUAGGCCAGUAACUGUUGAACCUCUGCGAUACAAUUAACAUCCCCUUGUUUUGUGUAACCUUAAGAACUCAUCUGGCUUUCUCUGGCUGGAAGACAGAGAAACCCUUUGAAAGUCAGAGAGUUUCCAAGAAACCUUCCUGCUACUCAUGUGGGAGACAUUACCAUUACCAGAAAUAAAGGAGUAGAAGGCUUUAACAAGGCACGCAAGGUUUGUUUGCCACUUUGGAAAGAACUUGGAACUAUGUGACCUCAGGGAAUAUAGCUGAUGUUGUGAUAAGCAGAAGUAUAUAAUUACAGUUCUGUGGUAUUGCAGGUUUCUGGAUUCCAGAAUCCUCGAGUGAAUAAGUUGGAAAGAGUGGCUUUUAAUGAGCAUGGACAUCAAUUAAAACUUGUACUUUCGAACCAGAAGCCCACAUACUAUUAUCUUUUUUUUUCCAUAUGUGCCAAAUAAUUGAUUAAACAGCUAAGUGUGUAAUGAAUCUAUAGAGCUAAUUUUUCUGAUUCCACAAGAGAGAAUGAGUUUCUCGAGUGUUAUUAGAAUAUUUCAAACAAUUAUCUCACUCUCUGUCAUACUCUCAACCCUUUCUAUAAAACCAGCUUUAAUUCAUGAAGAAUUUUUUAUGUGUUCAUGGGGCUAUGUGUAGUCUUUCAGUACAGUUUAUCUGCACAGUUUGGAAAGGGACUAACCUCUUCUGUGCAGCCUGGUGAUGUGUGCCUGCAUUUGGUUCUGCACUGAAAUGUCUUAACUGC
Molecule: messenger RNA, 5081 nt
Organism: Vidua macroura (Pin-tailed whydah)
Lineage: Eukaryota; Metazoa; Chordata; Aves; Passeriformes; Viduidae
Product: toll-like receptor 1
Exons: 2
Coding region: 723-2672 (649 amino acids)
Biological process (GO): immune response; toll-like receptor signaling pathway; cellular response to bacterial lipopeptide
Cellular component (GO): membrane
Molecular function (GO): transmembrane signaling receptor activity; Toll-like receptor 2 binding; lipopeptide binding
Source: RefSeq, a predicted model, not a curated record